UGCUCAGGAUGAUGAGGCGUCCACAUUUGCUAUACCUGGCCGUUCUCGUCAGCGUUGCUCAUGGGAUAGGUCUGGAGAGUAAAAAGGGGCCAUUACAAAAUAAAGUUUUAGAUGUACCAGAGGCCACACCUGUGCCGUAUCCCAUUUACCAGUUUACAUCUGCAGUGGAAGGUGUUUCUUCGUAUCUCGUAAGUGGAGAGACAGAGGGAAAGAUCAGUAUCUCUUCAGAUGGUUGGCUGUACCUGGAACAGCCAUUGGAAUGGAGCCCUGAGGAAAGCCAUCAUCUAGAAAUUGAGGCACUGUCGGUAGAUGGUGAGCGUCUUGAUGGACCGUACGGCGUUGUUUUGCAUGUAAUAGAUGUCAACAACAAUCCCCCUGUUUUCAGCUCAAGUCAGUACAGUGGCAGCGUUCGAGAGCAUUCACCAGCAGGAAUUCCAUUCCUGCAGGUAUCCGCUUCAGAUGCAGAUGAUCCCGAAACACCAAACGCACAUCUGAGAUUCAGCAUCGAGAAUCAGAUCCCCAAUCCCACAAACACACCUUACUUUGGCAUCAACUCAGAAAAUGGGGAGAUCUUUAUAACAGAGGAAGGACAGGCAUCUCUGAGGGCCCGGCCCACAUUGACAUACAAACGCGGGGAGGUCCGUGGCAAUGCUGAUGUUCUGAAGAGAAAAUUUGACGACUACUGCACUCCGAAGAGCCUCGUGCCUCUUGAACACAACCCCUUUUUCACAUGCGUGCAGCGUUCUGAAACAAGACAAAUGAAUCUACUUCAGGAUCCAGAUUAUGCACUAAUAGUUCGUGUAGAGGACUUGGGAGGCAACUCUCCAAACGCACUGAGCAACACGGUACGGGUCAAUAUUGCCGUCAUUCAAAACCUCUGGAUCAACCCUGGACCAGUGAUGAUCCGGGAAAAUCUUCAAGCAGAAUAUCCAAUGCUUUUGGUCUCAGUGCGCGCCAAUGAUCCCAACGCACUGUACAGGCUGCUGCAGAAAGAAAGAGCCCCCUUUCCCUUCACUGUCAGUGAGGAUGGAGAGAUCUUUGUUACUGGCCCUCUGGACAGAGAAGAGAAAGAUAUGUACAUAUUGGUGGUGAUGGCGGAGGACGAACAGGGUGUUCAGCUUGAAAAGCCCAUGGAAAUUUCUGUGCGGGUGGAGGAUGAGAAUGACAAUGCUCCUUUGUGUGAUGAAGCUGUGUUUGAAGUCCAGGAGAACGAGCCCAGUGGCAGCGUGAUUGGUUUUCUACGUGCUUUUGAUGCUGAUGAGGAAGACUCGCUGAACUCAUUUCUGAACUACUCACUCCGGAGCCAAACUCCCACCAGGCCAUCCAAUAAAAUGUUCCACAUCGAUCAAGUCAAAGCCAAAAUUCAAGUAGCCAAUGAAAAAUUCCAGAGGAAUGAGGUUCCCCAGUAUGAGCUCCUAUUCAGUGUCAGCGACGGAGUUCACUCCACAAUGUGUAAAGCAAUCAUCAGAGUCAUCGACAUCAAUAAUGAGAUCCCCAUCUUUGAGAAAAAUGAUUAUGGGACCUACAGCGUUCCUGAAUUGGCGGAAUUGGGCACCACAUUGCUCACCAUCAAAGCCACAGAUGCGGAUGAUCCAGGAACAGGAAGUUCAAAGGUGGAGUAUCACAUCACUGCCGGAGACCCUCAUAAUCUCUUUGCUAUCAAACUUGAUGAAACCACUGGAGAAGGAACAGUCUACAUCGCUCAGCCGUUGGAUUAUGAGGUCCAGGGUUCCUACAAGCUUCAGAUUGACGCCCGUAACCCAGAGCCACUGGUUAUAGGAGUGGAAUAUGAUGAGCGUGCAACAGCGGUGGUCGUCAUUCGGUUGGUGGAUGUGGACGAGCCUCCGAAAUUUGAAGUGGAGGCUCUUAAUGUUAAUAUUGCUGAAAACUUCACCGUUGGAGACUUAAUAAUGAAAGCUGAAGCAAGAGAUCCAGAAGGAAAGACUAUCAAGUUUAGGUUAGAAGGGGACGAGCAGGGCUGUCUUCAGUUAGAUGUUGAUUCUGGAGAGCUGAAGACUAAAGCCGCACUAGACAGAGAGAAGGUGGAGGAGCUCACUAUCAAAAUCAUCGCUUAUGAGACAGAGGGUAACAAGCAGGAGUCUGAGAUGACGGUGAUUAUUCAUCUGCAGGAUGUCAAUGACAACUACCCUGUACUGCAGAACAAGCAGGGCUUCAUCUGUGUCCAGAAGAUGACCCCCCUCACCCUCACAGCAGUGGAUACGGACAACCACCCUUUCUCAGAACCUUUCACUUUCUCCAUGCCCCGCAAGUCACCGAACUGGGAGAUCAAACCUGUGGAUGGAACUUCAGCACAGCUGAUUCUGAAGAAGAAACCCUCAACUGAGCAGAGCAUCUCUAUUCCCAUCAACAUCAAAGAUAAUGAUGGGAUGGGUGUUACCCAGAAGUUUGAUGUGCAUAUAUGUAACUGCACUAGUUUGGGCUACUGUUACAUCGAGCCAGAAGCUCAUGGCUGGAAAAUGGGCUUGUCUGGAACCAUUGGAAUACUGGGAGGAGUUUUCGGCUUCAUCGUUCUUUUCCUGAUCAUCGUUAUGUAUCGAAUCAAGAAGAGGGACAAGAAGAAAGCAGCGGCUGGUGGAGAGACAAGAGCAAUGCUGUAGACACACUUACUGACAAACUACAAACACUCCACAUGUUCAGUACACAAAGCUGGAAAAAUGAGCCGUCCCUUAUUAUUUCAUUGUUUUUCAAACAGACAUUAAAUUCGUCAUCUCACAUCACAUCAUCUAACUUAUUGCCUUGUAUAUUUAAAUGCUCUGAAUAGUUUAUCUGGAUUUAUAUUUGGUUCCAAAAACAAAUGAACGUACAUUUCUUCCGUGUGUUUAAAGCCACCAGGAACCAGACGAAUAUUGAGCAUUUGUGGUGCGUUUGCGGUAUAAAUCUUUGUUUAGCUGGAGACUACAUAGAGAUGUGUAUAUAUUGACAUACUUCAUAAGGAUUCAAACUGAAAAGAAAACAACAAAAUAUUAUAUUUAUUCCCCAUCGUUGAAAAAUCUGAUAAAAUGUGUAAAAAAGGAUCUAAUGCCAUAGGUAAUUCCCUCAUGAAACAUGAAAGAAAAAACAGAAUGACAACGUUUGUC
This is a messenger RNA of Triplophysa rosa, 3098 nucleotides long. It is a transcript of the gene cdh17, whose product is annotated as cadherin 17, LI cadherin (liver-intestine). NCBI's taxonomy places the organism in Eukaryota, Metazoa, Chordata, Actinopteri, Cypriniformes, Nemacheilidae. The transcript is spliced from 18 exons. The record is from RefSeq and is a predicted model, not a curated record. Gene Ontology annotation, molecular function: calcium ion binding; cadherin binding. Gene Ontology annotation, cellular component: adherens junction; plasma membrane; catenin complex. Gene Ontology annotation, biological process: calcium-dependent cell-cell adhesion; multicellular organism development; cell-cell junction assembly. The coding region runs from base 9 to 2618 and encodes 869 amino acids.